Molecule: messenger RNA, 2501 nt
Organism: Anopheles cruzii
Lineage: Eukaryota; Metazoa; Arthropoda; Insecta; Diptera; Culicidae
Product: fatty acid hydroxylase domain-containing protein 2
Exons: 4
Coding region: 154-1224 (356 amino acids)
Biological process (GO): sterol biosynthetic process
Molecular function (GO): C-4 methylsterol oxidase activity; iron ion binding
Source: RefSeq, a predicted model, not a curated record
CAGCACUGACGUUGGACUGUAGUACUCUGAUGAGUAAAUGCGCCGCCGAAUAAAGGCUACUCGAUCAAUUCCAAUCGUCAUUCAGCUCUGGUACGGUGCAGUGCGAAGAAAGCAGAGAGGUCUGAAAGCGCCGAGGCGAGGUGCGACACUACGAUGAAGCCAAACCCAGUGCUGCCACAACUGGAGCCGGUGAAAGGUGACCAGCGGGUAUUGGUCGCUGGGACGACGAACGCAGCGCCAUCAAGCACACCGGCACCGAUGGAAUCCCAAAAUCCCCGGCUUCUGUCGUCACUGUACAGCUUUCUGGUGAUCGUGAGCAUUUUUCUGAUCGGGUUCGCUGCGUUCCGGAACACGCUGACAUGGCAUUUGCAGCGGUUCUGGGGAGCUUCGGGUGACUUUUGGCAAUCGCAGUGGGAUCGCUUCAUCGACUUCACCGGGGACGAUCCAGCCCGGCUGUGGGUCCUGGCCACCACGCUGUUUACCAUGUGCGUGUACUGGUUCUUCGGGGGCAUCUACACGCUGUUCGACGUGACGGGCUGGCCGGCCGUGAUCCACCGUUACAAGAUGCAGCCGGGCACGAACGAGCCGGUCGACUCGCGCCGGCUGCUGCGGGUGAUUGGGACCGUGCUGAUGAACCAGAUCGUCGUCGGUGUGCCGAUGGCGUACUGCAUGUACCGGGCGAUGUGCUUCCGCGGGUUGCGCGACCUGCGCGAGCUGCCCACCUUCCACUGGGUGCUGGCCGAGCUGUCGUUCUGUAUCUUGAUCGAGGAAAUCGGUUUCUACUACGCCCACCGGCUGCUGCACAGUCACCACCUGUACCGCUACAUCCACAAACGCCACCACGAGUGGACGGCCCCGAUCGCGAUCACCGCCAUCUACUGUCACCCGGUGGAGCACGUGUUCAGCAAUCUCGUGCCCCCGUUCAUCGGGAUCUUUCUGCUCGGCAGCCACGUGGCGGUUGCCUGGCUCUGGUUCACCCUCGUCAUCCUGUCGACGCUGAACGCCCACUCCGGCUAUCACCUCCCGUUCUUCCCCAGCCCGGAAGCGCACGAUUUUCACCAUCUGAAGUUUAACCAGUGCUACGGUGUGCUCGGUGUGCUCGACCGAAUACACGGCACGGAUGCGCUGUUCCGGGGCACCAAGGCGUACGCGCGGCACAUCAUGAUGCUCAGCUUCAUACCGGCGCGUGAAGCGUUCCCUGAGUCGACCAAGAAAGCGUUCUGAACCAGAACGACCGAAGACAAACCACAGGUUUCGCUAACCGCGCCUACCAGCAGUCCGGAGUUUGGUGGACCCAUCGCAGAUGAUGCACAAUGAGCGACGGGGCGAGACGGGCAGACGACGGCGGGAGGCGGCACAGUACUGGUAGGCAAGGCGAAAAGCCUCCCACCUCCCAACAGCACCAGUAUUACACAGAACGGAGCACUAAGAACGCGGCUAGAUGUGUUUGGCAGAGGCUAGCAAGGUUACGGCCAGCGGAUAGGUAGGCCCAAGGCGAAGUGUAGAAUGGGCGCUGGUGAAUAUUAGCUCCACAAUGCGGGUAGCUAAUAUUCACCAGCGCGACAUCUUGUGCGGCAAAAGGAUACACGCUCUAGCAUGUUCAAACCGUGGAUUUUUAGUCCCACUUGUACUUUACACGCUCCGUCGACCGAACCAGCCGCAAGCAAAGCUUGGGCUUGGGCUCACGUGUCACGCUGGACCGCUCCUUUCCUCAGGACCCAUUGACUCUUCUACAAAAACAACGAGCUCGAGCACAAUAUAAUUUUACAUUGAAGCAGGUACUUUUUCUACAGUAUACGCGGAAUACAUGCGUGGCACAUGCUUUGUAUGUUAAAAAAUAAGAGACCGUUUUGAGCGUGUGCUUCAAAAAGUGCGCUCGAUAUUUGUGAUUGUUGCAUUUCUGUUCUGGCCCCCACCACCCCCAAAACCCCAGCCUCGCGACCCCAACGCCCACCAAUCCCUCGAAGAAGGUUACAGUAUAAUUAACGAUAUGUACGAAAUAGAAAACCACAAAUCAUUGCAAUUGCAUCACUUUGGCAAAACAGUUUCUCAGUUUUAAUACCCAGACCCUAGAGAGAGUCCGAAAUAUAGUAAAAACACAAACAAUCUUCACCGUUUCGUAUACACAAUUGUUUUCAUAUCAAUCGGAAGAUAAAUAUAUAUAUAUUGUGUAUAUAUAUAUUUAGACUGAUUUUUGCUGUUUCUCUUCGAGCGAUGCGACGUGUGAGCUUUGUGUUGUUAUGUUAGUUUAGUGCUACGAGCAACCACCGAUAAACGGCUGUCUCGGGCUGCUUGGCGCCGCGUAAUGACUCGUAAUGUAUGCGCGAUCACACUCAAUAUCCAUUGAAUUAUCAGUUUGAUUAUUUCCUAUUCUAACCGAAAAGUUUGACUUGCUGCGUGUGCUUUUAUUCGUGCAGUGCAGUUUGUUCAUCCGUUUCAGUAGCGUAAAAACAUGGCUCGCAUGUUUCUGUUUGUUGUGUGUGUCAUUAAAACAUAAUAGA